CUUUUUCUCCAGGGAGCGCGCUCCUCGUCUCCACGCUCCCGGACCUGCAGCCUCUUCAGCGGGACACUUUUUAAGAGGCGAGCGCUGAAUGAAAAUCUUCCGGUUCGAACUGGGUUUUUUUGUUUUGGUUUCACCCGUAAGGAUUAACAUCGUGGACGGAAGCGGGAUGGAGCGGUCCCGGUGAAGUUAAAAAAUAAAAUAAUUUAAUAAACAAAAACUCUUAACAGACUGAAUUUUUGCUGAGUCUCUCCGCCGCGACUCAUUCAGUGCUCCCUCCCCGCCUCGGAGGCCAUGGGCUGCGGCUUGAGGAAACUGGAAGACCCGGAGGACAGUAGCCCCGGGAAAAUCUACUCCACCUUGAAGAGACCGCAGGUGGAGACCAAGACGGACACGGUGUACGAGUACGUGCUACUGGACUUCAGCCUGGAAGGAAGCCGUCCCACCGUCCAGUUUGUGUCCUCGCUGUCUGAGCUGCCACAGGUGUUACAACCCUACUACACCCAGGGCUAUGUCCUGGUCACUCUUCACCCCAUCAUCCUGUCUGUGGGCCGAACCCGCUCACUGCCCUUCAGUCUGAUCUACAGAGCGGUCCUGGCCCGACUUCGACCCAGUAAACAGGUGGUGUCCAUGUGUCUUAGUGUCCCUGUCCUCAGGGUAGAGGAGUGGCCUUUACCUGGAGACUCUCUGACCAGUGACACUGUCAAAGCUCUCAUCGACAGGGUGAACAGCAGUGCUCGGGGGGGUGUUAGAUUCGUCGGCUCUGUCCUUCAGCAGGUGAGCGGGGUCAACAACGGCCAGGUGCACAGUCCGAAAAGAGGCUGCCGUUCGCCGCCACGGACACCUCCCAGAACGCCGCCUGGAGACAGGCAGCUGGACGACCACGCCUACAGCCCCGACUUGAGGUUGCUGGUGUUCUUUCACUCGUGGGCACCAGGCUGCGCCCCUCUAGAUUCACUGGCCUGUCAGUACCACCAGGGGGCGUUGUCCAUGCGCGUCUCCAGGAAGGGUCAGGUGGUCAGUGCCUUGGAAGCUGAUUGGCUGGAGCUGACCGCGGCCUACUACCGCAAAGGCUGGCUGCUGGUGGACUCCUUCGUGUACUGGGAUACGCCGAAAGGUGAACCAGUGCCCAGAUCACUGGAAGGAUUGUUUGUUUAUGAGGAGAAAAGUUCGUCUCCACCGGCCAACGACACCAUCGUCGUCGAGCAGUGGACUGUCAUCGAGGGCUCCAAUGUGAAAACAGACUACGGGCCUCUCCUUCACACUCUGGCUGAUUUUGGUUGGCUGCUCACUUGUGUGCUACCCACACCCAUCAUCCGACAUGACAGUGAUGGGAAUCUGGCCACUAAGCAGGUGGUGUUUCUCCAGAGGCCAAUCAGAGGUGAGACGGGUGGUCAGUCGAGGAACCAGUCUCUGUCAGUGCAGAGUGAUGUCUCCAGUCGCUCGGCGAGCCAGGCAGUCGGCAGCCCUGACCCUCCAGAUGACCUCCGGCCCAACAUGGGAGGCAUCGGCGGCUUCCCGGUGUUCGAGGGAGGAUUCCCUGCCUCCAUGUCUCACCUGGAGGAGGGAGGCUUCGAGCAGGACGAGGGAAAGUCAGAAGUCACCUGUAUGUAGGCAGCUGGACACAGACACAAACUCUCUUCUUCUUUUUUUUUUUAUCUUCAAACAUAGAAGAAAUCUGCACUUUGCUCUUUUUUUCAAGAAUCUUUUUAAUGAAGCCAUAAAGUUUUAUUUAAAUGUUGGACACUGAGACGACAGGAUACGCCUCUUGCUUCCUGUUCUUACCAUCCAGGUAAACUCUGGAACUGACUGAUCAUGUUUCAAAGUAUUAUUCUCCUUGUGGUACUCCUUUCUCUGCAGUGAUAUGCUUCUUUAAAGGGGAACGUGAUGCAUUCUGGUUAAUGUAGGCUCCGCUGCUGAUGUAUAUUUCUUAGUAUAAUUGUUUUUAAGGAGUGUUUACCAUGUCAGUAUUAAUAUUCCAAGUUUUCCUCCUUUUGAGACACAUAUGUACAUCUUCAUUCCUUCACUGUUUUUUUUUUUUUUUUAUUACAGUUACUCAUGGUGUUUAGUUCUGCUCGUGGUUUCUUUGGAGGUGAAGAAAAAUACAUUAACCUUAAAUGAUUCUUCAUUCUUCUUGAUUCCUGUUUACUCCAUCAAUAGUUUCCAUGGAGACUAAACCAAAUGAUGCAAUCAGAAAUGUUCAAUCAGGACAUCAAAUCACUGUAGAAGUCUGCUGAAGAAGAACAAUGAGGAAGAGAAGACAAGGAAAUUAAAAAGGAGAAAAUAAUGAAAAGAAGAGAUGAGAAAAAGGAAAUGAAGAAUAGAAGAGGAACAAAAUGAGGAGAAAAUGGGAUGAUGUAUAUUCUACACCAUGUUAAUGUCCCGUCCAGGAUAUCUAGAGUAGAAGACAAUAAAGAUGUCUCUAACAUUGCUGUCCACAUGGAUUUCAGAUUGGUUCAUCUUUUCAAACACUUGUUUAAACAACUGGUUGUUUUUCUACCUCCAUGUUUCUGUCCCUCCUGGAAACUCCUCACCUGAUGUUUACCCCACAUGGAGCAAACAUGUUAGAGAGAAUGGAUUUAUUCAAGCCACAGAGAAACUUGACCAUUGAUCAUUAAUGUAUUAAAGUCUCUACACCAUCA
Mugil cephalus (flathead mullet) is the source of this 2639-nucleotide messenger RNA. RefSeq names its product raftlin family member 2 (gene rftn2). Bases 292 to 1611 code for a protein of 439 amino acids. The record is from RefSeq and is a predicted model, not a curated record. The transcript is spliced from 9 exons. Lineage: Eukaryota; Metazoa; Chordata; Actinopteri; Mugiliformes; Mugilidae.